UUUUAAACUGAAAUUCAAUAAAUGUUAACAGUGCUACCCAUCAGUGAUGGGUUCAAUAGGCAGCACUGGCAUGGCGUCAUUAACUGGUUAAAAGCGAGCAAAUUGAUAACGACCACAACCACAACAAAUCCGACGAGCAUAACAACAAAGCUAUGGCAGCUGUGCGAAUGAGAAUCUCAAUUAACAAACGAUCGAGGGCCAAACCAUAUAAGCAACAGUGAGAAACAGAGCGUGCGGCGAGCAACAUGUCGGCACACAUAGCAGCUCUAGAUGUGGGAACGACUUCCGUAAGGUGCUUUGUGCAAGACGAGAACUGCUCCAUUAAGGGGUCGGCGGUAGAGGCCGUUGAGUUGCUAAAUCCGAAACCGGGCUACUUUGAAAUUGAACCCGAAGCCUUAUGGGCCAAGAUAGUGAAGGUGAUAACAGCGGCGAUACACGAUGCCAAGCUAAAGCCCGAGGACAUAACUUGCCUGACCAUCUCGACGCAGCGCUGCACGUUUCUCACCUGGAAUCAUCGUACCAAGGAGUAUUAUCACAAUUUCAUCACCUGGAAGGAUGUGCGAGCCGACGAGCUGGUCGAUCGCUGGAAUUCCAGCUGCACAAUGCGCACCAUGAACGGUGUAUCCUAUGCCCUGUUCUUGGUAACCCGCAAUGCCCGUUGGCUGGCCGGCAGCGUGCUGAAGAUGAUGAAUGGACAGGUUACGCCUCGACUCCUGCACGAAAUCGAGCAUAACAAGCGCCUGCAGGGGGCAUUGCGUGAGGGCACGGCUCGUCUUGAGCUGCUCGAUUCGUGGAUUCUGUAUAAACUUCGUUCGGGCAAUGGUCUGAAUCCAGAUGUGGAACACAUAACCGAUAUUACCUCGAGUACGGCCACUGGUCUGUACGAUCCCUUCACACUCAGCUGGUCCUCAAUCAUUCCACUAAUGUUUGGCAUCGAUCUAAAGAUAUUACCGCGCGUUGUGGACAAUGGCUACAAAAGUUUUGGGUAUGUCCAUCCUGCAGCCUUUGGCAAGGAUUGGGCCAACAGCCAAAUACCCAUUGCCGCCUCCUUAAGCGAUCAGACAGCGGCCAUGUGGGGCUCCCAAUGCUUUAACAAAGGCGAUUGUAAAGUUACAAUGGGCACAGGUGCUUUCUUAAACGUAGUAACCGGCAAAGACUGCCAAGCCGCAAUUACGGGCUUGUACCCGCUAGUGGCCUGGCAGCUGAAGCAGAAGAAGAACAAAUGCCGGACGGUUUAUUGCAUUGAAGGCGCCUCCCAUGACUGCGGAACCGUGAUUAGCUGGGCCCAAUCCUGUGGAUUGUUUGCUGAACCCGCCGAAACGGCAGAGAUAGCGGAGUCAGUGCCGGAUACGAAUGAUGUUUUUUUCAUGCCCGCGUUCAGCGGCUUGGGCCCACCUGUGAAUGACUACAAGGCGGCUACGGGUUUCAUUGGCAUGACACCAUCUACGACAAAGGGCCAUUUGGUGCGCGCACUCCUCGAGAGCAUUGUUUUCCGUGUGGUGCAGCUCAUCGAGAGUGCCGAAAAUGAGACUGACACAAAGCUUCAAGUGAUCAGGGUAGAUGGUGGCGUGUCUCGCAAUGAUUUCGUCUGCCAAUUUCUGGCCGAUGCCUGCAACGUAAAAGUGGAGCGCGCCCAGAACACCGAGUCAAGCAUCUUGGGCGCCACAUACUUGGCCGGCAUUAAUCACGGCAUCUGGAAGGACGCGGAGGAUAUUAAGAAAUAUCGCGUGGUCGAUCGUCUGUUUAUUCCGCGUCCCGAACUUUAUGAUGGCAUUCGAAAGCGGCUCAAGAAGUGGAACCGGGCCAUCGAACGUUUUGGCGAUUGGUAUUAACCACUUUACAGGGAUAUGUUUAGAAAUGGGGUUGUAGCAAUUGUUAUCAGUUUUGUUUUUAUAAUUUAGUUACCAACUUAGAAUACCAAGCAAUAUUUUGUAUGAAAAUGGAAA
Scaptodrosophila lebanonensis is the source of this 1946-nucleotide messenger RNA. Its product is annotated as putative glycerol kinase 5. The transcript is spliced from 6 exons. Lineage: Eukaryota; Metazoa; Arthropoda; Insecta; Diptera; Drosophilidae. The record is from RefSeq and is a predicted model, not a curated record. Bases 246 to 1832 code for a protein of 528 amino acids. Gene Ontology annotation, biological process: triglyceride metabolic process; glycerol metabolic process; glycerol-3-phosphate biosynthetic process. Gene Ontology annotation, cellular component: mitochondrion. Gene Ontology annotation, molecular function: kinase activity.